GCCAUUUCGUUAGCAAGAUGUCUGCGUUUAGACUGUUUUGACGACAUUUUAAUUCAUUUUUAUCACUGAUCUUUGACUCCUGAAGACAGCAGUGGCUGAAUUAUUUAACAAUGCAGCAAGCAACAGGAGAUAACCAAAUUGGCCCACCACAACAGCAAAUAGUCCACCAACAGAUAAUACAACAGCCACAAAUGGUGCCGCAACAACAAAUGUUACAACAACAACAAAUGUUACAACAGCCUCAGCAAAUGUUACAACAGCCUCAACAAAUGUUACAACAGCAACAACAAAUGUUACAACAGCCUCAACAAAUGUUACAACAGCAACAACAAAUGUUACAACAGCCUCAACAAAUGUUACAACAGCAACAACAAAUGGUUCAGCAACAGAUGAUGUAUUGUCCUGUCAGGGUGGUUUACGACUCUCCGGUGUUGAUGCCAUCAGGUGACCAAAUGCAACAACAGAACCAAAACCUAUUCAUCAACCAACCACCGUGGGCGCGGUCCAUCCCCAACCAAGUCAUAUACGUCCAACAAUUUGGCCACAACUUGGUCCCAAUCCAACAAUUUGACCCCAACAUUUACGUCCAACAAAACGUCCCCUACCAACAAAUGCUGCAGAUGCCUCAAAUGGUCCAGAACUUACCGCAAGGGCAAAUACGGCCAGUAAUGAACAAUAUGCCAGCGAACAUGGUACAAAAUGUUGGCCAGGCAAUGCCUGAACAAUCUAUUGGACAAGUAUUACCUAAUUAUGGAUUUAUACAAGCCAAUAACGAUGUUAACAUGCCAAAUCUUAGUGUUGUGAGUAAUGAGUUAGAUAGACAAGUUUUAGUUCCGAAUCAAAUGGGACAAAACACAAGUCAGGACGUGCAAAUGCAGAUGUUUCGCAUGCAACAGCAGAAUGUUAGACCACAAAUGACAGUUAAUGGACAGUUACAAAACAUAGCCAGUGUACAACAAGGCGUCCAACAAAUGGGAUUGAAUGUAGCUAAUAUUAAUCAGAAUAAUGUUGCAAAUGUUAGUCAGAAUACUGGUUCAAAUGCACAGAACGUUGGCGCUGUCAGGCCUGGUGUUACUGAAAAUGUUACGACAAAUGUUAGUGCAAAUAUGGGACCUCAAGUAGCGACAAAUAGAGUCAAUUCCGCUGUAAACACACAAACUACUCCUACAAUUGUUGCACCAACUAGGGUAAAUACAGCUGUAAACACGCAACCAACUCUCACAAAUGUUGGGCCAAACAUCCCCAGUGUACGACCGACAUUACAUCAAAAUACAGCCAAUAACAGCCACAGUGUUCAACAAAAUAUGAGUCAAAAUAUGCAGCCUAUUAGACAAAUGAUGCAGACACAAAAUGUAAACACAAUGCCGAGAAAUAUACAACAGAAUAUUGCAAAUAGUCCAGUUAAUACUGCUACAAAUACCAGCAUGCAAUUUACAGGUGCAAAUAUUAAUAAUAUGAAUACUGUUACGUAUUCGGCUGUUAGAAACGGCCAACCCUAUACCUACAGGGCGAUACAACCGAAACCUAACAGUAAUGUAAGAGUAAACUUUACACCCAGGGGAACACAAGUGCCAAUGAUAAAGAAAUACGUCGUUCCCAUACCUCAUGUAAAUGUCAGUCAAAAUAAUACAGCGCCUAUGAACACUGUACCCACAGCAACAACCAGUAACACAAUAAAAACCGAACCAGAAAACACAACUUUUAACAGGAAAAGAAAAAGCGAGUCACCCGACGAUCAGAAGAAAAUAUCAAAUUUUGGAAGUAUAACUGUUACUGCUCAAGUCAAAGAUAAGAUAAAAGCAAAAUGUGCUGUAAAUACUAGUGAAAUUGGAACAAACACAAGUCCUGUACAUAGAGCGAAGCAUAAGAAAGUAGAAAACCAACCACUUCUGCAAAUAAAUCCUAUGGAAACAAAAAUUAAGAUGGAAGUUGGCACUGUAACGGACGCCAUACCUAAACCUACUGCCAUACCUAUAAAAGACUCUCCUACACCAAUGAAAAUCGAUGCUCAAGUUGACAUUAAAGAUGUAAGUCAACAGACUGAAGAAAAAACCGUAAGAAAAACUGUGUUUCCUCAAGCUAGAGGCAGAUUACUUGAAGACAAAGUCAAUGUUACCAUGGCCAAUGCCGAAACUGAUAAAAUGAAUGUUGAUAUGAAGAGUGAAAGAACACAACUACUGCCACACCCUGAUGUAGUAAAUAAACCUAUAGUAGAAAAUAAUAUAAAAAUCGAAGAAACAAAACCAACCAAUGAUAUUAAGUUACCGAAGCAAGAAGUUGCUAAGAAAAUGGAAAUCGUUUUAGAUGUAAAGAACGAAGAAAUUAGGAAAAAGCCAGAAAUGACAAAGAAAGAGAAAGUCACUAAGAAAGAAAUUAUCACUAAGAAGGAAGAAAUAAAAGUCAGUGAUGAACAAGAGCUUAAUACUAAUAACAUACUAUUUAAUAUACUAACUAAUAGUCCAAUUAAGAAAGCUUCUGAAGAUAUUGACCAAAAUAUCAAAUCAGAUGCAGAAAGCAAAGCGAAAGUCAAUUUAGAAACAAAAUUAAACAACAAAGUUACUAAACCUAGUCCCUCUGUAAGUAAAAAUGAAGAAUUGAAGAAAGAAACAGACACAAUACCGCCUACAUUAAGUAUAAAGAACGACAAUGAAAAACCUAGCAAUUCUAAAUCAAAAGACGAACAUCGUAAACCAGUUACAAAACUCUCAACAGAUUAUGAAGCUGUCAUUAAAGAUAACAAAAUAGAAAAGAAAGAAUAUACAAAUAUAUCUAUAGGUGAAAUGACAGGGUCGGAAAUACAUAUCGUAGAUGGAAAUAUUCAUAAGGAAGAACGCGAUUUCGUUUUGACACACGUGCUUGACGGAUACGUCAUACAAGAAUCUAACGUUCCUUUUGCUAUAAGAAAACCACUACGAGAGAAAACUAUAAACACAGUCAUGGACGACAAACAGGACCACAUAAUGAAGAACAGUCUAACAAAAGACGAAAUAAGAGAUAAGAUUCUGGAACUUUCCCAACUGCAUUUAGAAGAAAAUAGACAAACAGAAGUAGUAGAAGAAGAAGUGGUAGAAGAAGUAGAAAAAGAAGAUGAGAGACUGAAUGAGAAAGAGGAUAAGACUGAGUCUAGUGACGGAGAAUUGCAGAUAGAUGAAGAUAGGGAUGUUAGGGAUGAAUCUGAUGAAGAAAAUAAAGAGAGCCCUUUCCAACGCUUGCAACAGAGCGACGUUAAAUCCUGGACGGUGGAGGUGUUAGCGUCUCAUUUAAACAAGUACAAAUGGACAGAAACAGUGGCCAUAUUUCAAGAGCACGAAAUCGAUGGAGAGUCCUUAUUUUUAGUGACGCGUCCUCAACUAGUUUGUAUUGGAGUGAGCGAAACACACGCCGACAUCAUAUGUGAAUUCGUUCAAAGUAAGACUUAAGUCAUAACGAAUUAAAAUUUAAAAAAAAAACCCCGACCAGAAUAAAACUACGCUAACAGCAGACAAGCUCAGUGGUUCUAGAAGACAUUAGUGUUUCAAAUGUCAGAUCCCACAUAAUUAUGCUUGCAAGCAAACUGAGCGUGUAACAUUCCUAUCACACCUAACAAACGACCUUGAAGACCUGAACCGAUUUCCACCAAACAUAGCUAAGAACACUCUCAACUGAUAUACCUUUCAAACAAAAAAAGCCGCAUUAAAAUCGGAUCAUCCGUUUGAGAGCUACGAUGCCACAGACAGACACAGAUUUACACAGACACGUCAAACUUAUAACACCCCGUCGUUUUUGCGUCGGUGGUUAAAAUUGACAAAAUCUGUGUUCACACUGUUCAGAUUAUCGUCACUCUGGUCCUGUAAAACCCGAGGAGCGCCGUUUAAAAUCCCACCGGACUUGCACCAAUGAGUUAUUAAUUUAUCUCAAGUGCAGUUUUCAGUAACACAGUUGGCUCGACCAUUAUAGACGGCGAUACGGCUCACCUAUCACGUUGGUUUGUAUCAUGAUGCUGUGGAACUAUUAAUAACCUACUUUCCGUCCGGUUCUCACCUGACCGGUUGUAUGGAGAAAGGAGCGCGCUGAUUCUCCAUCUCGCUCGCACAUACGGCGGUACGGUACGCGGUAAGAAUGAGAAUUUUGUAAGGAUUUUAAAAAUACCUACUUGAUGUGUUCCGAAAAUACAAUGCUACACGAAGACUAAAGAUUUUUUAAGGCAUUUUCUAAGAUCUACGUGUUCAAUUUAUCAUUAAUAAGUUAGUCAUUUGUCCGGCCAAGUAGUGAAUGCUAGCCGAGACAAAAGGAUGAUGCCAUAAACUCUAAUUGCGAUCCAUUUUAAGAUGUUAACUUAUGCGAUUUGUGUAUUUCUUUUGAACAGAGCGAUUCAAAUUGAUGGCUGACAUCCUUAUUCAGGAUGUUAACUCCAACCUUCCUCCACUGGACUCGGCCUUACCUGAGCAUUUUGGUAUUUUAAGUUGACAUUUACGCCCUCGACUUGAGGACUUUCCUCACUGGAGUCGAGCACGUCAUACUGCCAACAUAAUAAUACGAAAAUAAUCUUCUUAUCGUGUGGGUUGUGAGGUGGAAUACCAACCCCAUCAACCUUGGUGUCAGGGUUAUUAUUGAGCCGCCAAAGGCCCCUGACAUGGCUCAUGUAACGACUACAUACUUACAUCAGUGAGUAGUAACCGGGAGCAACGGCUUAACGUGCCUUCCGAAGCACGGAUCGUCUUCCUUUCGGACAAUCGGGUGAUCAGCCUGUAAUGUCCUAGCCAAACUAGGGAUCACAAAGUGAUUUUUGUGAUAUGUCCCCACCGGGAUUCGGACCCGGGGCCUCCGGAUCGUGAGCCCAACGCUCAACCAUUGGACCACGGAGACCGUUACGAAAUCAAUGACGUCAUUCCUUACUGAUAUCGAUCUAAAAAUAUCGAUUCUGAGAUGACUUCGAGGUAGACCUUGAUGUCGCUUCAACUGAGGACGGAAGGUUGGAGUUAACAUCUUCGAAUUUGGAUACUGUAAGUUAUGCCGUCUUUUAUCAAUGUAUCAUAAUAAUAUACCGGGUGUUAGUGACAUCGUAACGAAUAUGAGAGGGAUGAUUCUGCUCAUUAUUCUAAGUGGAAUUUUCCAUCGCAAAAUUCAUGACUCGUACCUACAGAGCCAUACAAGUACGUAUGGGUGUAAGUGACACCGUAACAAAUACUGAGGGGGAUGAUUCAGACCAUGAUUCUGUGUUUAUAUGGAAUGUGAAAAUUGAAAUUUUCUACCGGAAAAUUCAUGAUUUAAGUAAGUGAUUUUUUUUAACUAUAUUCAGGUCCUAAUACUUACAAUAGAGUAUCAAUUUGGAAUCACGGUCUGAAUCGUCCCUCAAAGUUUUUGUUACGAAAUCACUCACGCGCGGCAAAAGGACAUUUCGAGAAAAAUCUGUUUUAAGUAUUUUUUUCGUUUCUAUUUAUGAUAACUAUUUAUAGCCAAUUAUUCAAUGAGGCACCUUUCCAGACUACGAUCACCAAAAACAGUAUAAAAUAAAUAAAUAAAUACCUAAGUAAGUACAUAGAAUUUAUUUUGGAAAUGAUCCAUAGAGGUUGUUGAUUUGGUUUUCCCCGAACGGCAAGGCAAAGGGAACUAUGCCCAUACAGCCAUGUCUUAUGUAUUGGUUAGUAACAAACAAACAAUAAACAACUUAAAUCGACUUACUUCUUUAUCACGUUAAAGCUUCAUAACGCCAAUGUAGCUUGGAAAGUUCCUCAUCGUAUUUAUAAAGUGUACUGGCGAUUAAAAAGGCCACAUUAAAGCAGUUAAAAAAAAUACAGUACUGCUAUUUGACAUUUUUUGACAUGGCGCACUUAUUUUUAUAUGCGUUGCUUCAAUGUGGCCGUUUUAGACCCCCGGUUCAUUGCAUUUUAUCUUGUAUUUACAUAACUGUCAAAAUGUUACCGAUUACCGCCGCUAGGGGUGAUUCAUUAUGGUGUAUUGGCGCCACUGCCGAUUUUAAAAUGUUCACAGAUUUGGUCUAAGUGUAAAUAAUAGUUAUUUAUUGACUGUAAAUAUAAAUUUUAAAAUUAUAUUUUGGGUUGUGCAUUAAAUAAAUGUUAUAUUUUGAAA
Molecule: messenger RNA, 6069 nt
Organism: Pectinophora gossypiella (pink bollworm)
Lineage: Eukaryota; Metazoa; Arthropoda; Insecta; Lepidoptera; Gelechiidae
Product: putative mediator of RNA polymerase II transcription subunit 26
Exons: 7
Coding region: 111-3419 (1102 amino acids)
Source: RefSeq, a predicted model, not a curated record